Molecule: messenger RNA, 558 nt
Organism: Macroventuria anomochaeta
Lineage: Eukaryota; Fungi; Ascomycota; Dothideomycetes; Pleosporales; Didymellaceae
Exons: 3
Coding region: 1-558 (185 amino acids)
Source: RefSeq, a predicted model, not a curated record
AUGGAUCAAAUCCCCGCUGAUGCCUUCACAGGCAUGCCUUGUACCAUCAGGCGCGUCGUGUUCUUCUUCAUGCUACUGAUCGGUCUCUGGAACUUCUUCCUCAAUGUGGCAGCGCGAUACAAGGAGCACCCUUUCGACAACAUCAACGGCUUCCCUCUCUGGAUUCUGAACCUCAUUACAAGCACAGCGUGGUGUGCGUGCACCGUCAUCUACAUCGUGAUCACUUGGGUGUAUGCCAAAGAGCACCCGUACUGGUCAGUCGGCGCCCUGGUCUUUGCACUCGGCAUGACUGGGUUCAUGGUCUGGGCAGGCCUGGACAUAUUCGACUGGUUCGUCUGGGGCCCCCUGAUCAUUGACCUCGGUAUCAUCGUCCGCGCCGGCAUUGAAGCCAUAGCCAGCAGCCCACAAUCUGGGAUGCUACGCGCAACCUGGAAUGGUCUUUGGGGUUUCGAACCUCUACCUCCACCUACACCGAAUGCACACGCUGGCCCGGGCAACCCCGGAGAUCUCGAGUUGGGACCAUACCCUGGUCGUCCUCGCCCUGCGAACGACGGCUAG